Gadus morhua (Atlantic cod) is the source of this 1791-nucleotide messenger RNA. It is a transcript of the gene gjb7, whose product is annotated as gap junction protein beta 7. Gene Ontology annotation, cellular component: connexin complex. The transcript is spliced from 2 exons. Bases 415 to 1233 code for a protein of 272 amino acids. Gene Ontology annotation, molecular function: gap junction channel activity. The record is from RefSeq and is a predicted model, not a curated record. NCBI's taxonomy places the organism in Eukaryota, Metazoa, Chordata, Actinopteri, Gadiformes, Gadidae. Gene Ontology annotation, biological process: cell-cell signaling.
CUAUACACAGCGGUGGUUCUCGAUCCUUGUUCAGCUUGUGGAAAAGAGUACUUUGCAUUGAGUGACCAUGGCGAUGGCGUCACACCAGGUGUGACCUUAUUUGUGUGGAUGCAAACAUACCUACCCUCGACAUUUUACAACACAAUUAGCUGUAGGCGUCCACAUACCAGCUCUCAUACCAACAGAAAAGACAAAUAUCAAGUACACUUUGUAGUUUGAUUUAUAUAUGUAUUUAGUGCACUAGUGCACAUCCCCUUAAACUAUCGCUCUUGGAUCUAUCCAAAUAGCGUGUUGGGUUACAAAAGGCGUGGCGUGCCACUUUAACCAGCAGGUGAGACGACAGACGGACAGGAGGGAUCUCCCGGGAUACGCGCACUUUAUACGUCUUAAAGACGGACGAGGGGCAGCGCAAACAUGAACUGGGGCUUCCUGGAGAACGUGCUGAGCGGCGUGAACAAGUACUCCACCGUCAUCGGUCGCAUCUGGCUCUCCAUCCUCUUCAUCUUCCGCAUCCUGGUGUACGUGGCGGCCGCCGAGCAGGUGUGGAAGGACGAGCAGAAGGACUUCACCUGCAACACCCGGCAGCCGGGCUGCGAGAACGUCUGCUACGACCACCUGUUCCCCAUCUCCCAGACGCGCCUUUGGGCCCUGCAGCUCAUUAUGGUGUCUACCCCGUCCCUCCUGGUGGCCCUGCACGUCGCAUACCGGGAGCACAAGGAGUCCAAGUGCGGCCACACGCUCUACGAGGACCGGGGCAGGAUCGACGGGGGGCUGCUUGGCACCUACAUCGCGAGCAUCAUCAUCAAGACCUUCUUCGAGGUGGCCUCGCUGCUCGCCUUCUACUUCCUGUACAGCGGGUUUGAGGUGCCCCUGUUGUACCGCUGCGAGGAGAGCCCCUGCCCCAACAUAGUGGAUUGUUACAUCGCCAGGGCCACGGAGAAAAAGAUCUUCCUGUACAUCAUGGGAUGUACGUCCGUCCUUUGCAUUGUGCUGAAUGUGGUCGAGCUUUUCUAUAUUCUAUGGAAGCAGUGCUCCAAGUACUUUAACAAGCGUUAUGUCUCCGUGGAAGAGAGGCAACGCAGACGCCACAGGUUUAUGGUUUCUAAUUACAAUCUGCCUGUUUCUAACGUCAGCAAGCCCGCAUCCCCGCAGGCUCCACCCGGGCCGAACAAGGGCCUCAGGCGAUCAGAGCCGUCCUGUACACAAAGCCUCCCACAUCUGAUGAGACAUUGAAUUAAGCGUCCCACGGUGUUGGAUGUUAAUCGUAAGCAAACUGAAAGGAAUGACCAUGUGGGAUCCAACAACAUGCCAUGUCACACAGUUGGCCUAAGCUAGGCACAACAGCCGUUAUCUGUAUGGAAGGCAAAAUCGUAUUCUUGUAUUUUAUGCAACAAAGAUUUCCUUGUGCCUGUAGGAAGUACAUUACAACUAAUAUUACUAAAUAUAUAUAUAUAUAUAUAUAUAUAUAUAUUUUUUUUAGUAAUAUUAGUUGUAAUGUACUUAAUAGUACAGAUAUAUCAUAUAAGGGAAGAGGAAAGUCUUAAUUACAAAAAAGGUUUAUUGUUAUAUUCAACCUGCUGGUGGCAGUAGUUGUUUAAAAACACAAUCAAAUAAUUCGAGUUCAGACAAUGUAAGAUAUAAGUAACAUUAUUCCUCUGUGUGUUGUAUUACUAGAUCUAUAUUUAUAUUUCCCCAUCGGGACAGUUUUAAACUCCACAGCUGAUCAAUCUUCUAAAGAGUUUAUAAAUACAAACAUGCUAUACAGUUGACAAAAAAAAAAAAAAUACAUUU